AUGAAAUAAAGUUAGUAUAUAAUUACGAGAAAGUUAGAUAAACAAAAGGAAUCCCUUAAAGAAUUACAUUAAGAGGAAAAUUGUUAGAAUUAAUAAAAUUAGUAAGUGCUUUUUCCUUUUUCUCCCCCUUUCCUAUUCAAUAGUAAAUAAAAGCCACCUCCAAAUAAAGGCAAAAUUCAUUAAGAUUUUGAAUUUUAGAAAUAGAACUAGCCUAAUUUAAUAAAAAUUCAAGAAGUUUAGUAAGACUUCACGAAGAUAAAUAACCUUUCAUUGGAAAUUUGCAGUGCAUGCCUUUUACCAAAGUAAGCAGAUCAUCAAUGUAAUGAUGAGUAUGGAUUAAUUUCAUGCCCAUAUUGUGGUGAUCACAUAGUUCGAAAUUUUCUGAAUGACCAUCUAGAUGACUGUAUACCUUACAUAGAAAAUCAAUUCAAGAAUUUAGAAACUGUAGAAGAAUGCAGUAUAUGCAUGUUAGAACUAACAACAGAUUUGUAGACUUUAAAUUGCACUCAUUCGUUUCACAAAGCUUGUAUUGAUGCUUGGAAGGCAAAGACUUAAGAAUGUCCUGUUUGUAGAAAACCAAUUUGA
Messenger RNA from Paramecium tetraurelia, 585 nucleotides. RefSeq lists its product as uncharacterized. The record is from RefSeq and is a predicted model, not a curated record. The transcript has a single exon. Lineage: Eukaryota; Ciliophora; Oligohymenophorea; Peniculida; Parameciidae.